Messenger RNA from Penicillium brevicompactum, 3537 nucleotides. RefSeq names its product putative serine/threonine protein kinase. The record is from RefSeq and is a predicted model, not a curated record. Gene Ontology annotation, cellular component: cytoplasm. NCBI's taxonomy places the organism in Eukaryota, Fungi, Ascomycota, Eurotiomycetes, Eurotiales, Aspergillaceae. The transcript has a single exon. Gene Ontology annotation, biological process: protein phosphorylation; intracellular signal transduction. Bases 1 to 3537 code for a protein of 1178 amino acids. Gene Ontology annotation, molecular function: protein serine/threonine kinase activity; ATP binding.
AUGACGGAAAUUCGGUCCUCGCAAGCUGGUCUGGAGGAUCCGGAUCAGCAGGCACACCAUGUCUCGAAGAAUUCAAAUCGGGAUGUGAAUCGGCCAGAGGAGUCAUCACAACCGUCAAAUGACUCCGAACCCCGUUCAUCGAAAUCAUCGACCAGACAAGCGCCCCCUAUAACCGAUGUCUCAGAAGCAGCGGCUACCUUUCGUCAGGCGUUCCCGAGUAUCUACGGGACACGCACCCCUUCGAAUCGAUCGUCCUCCAGUUCUCUACAGGCCCUCAAUGAAGACACAGUGGUCGAUGCGCGAUCGGAAAAUGGUAGCGUUGGAAGGAGCCCUCGGAGGACUUCGAGACAGUCAGAGAAUGAACUACCCGUCUACCCCGAUCAAUCCUACGCCUCCCUCCAAUCCCAGAUUCACCCCACCUGGCAACCACCAUACGUUGCAGAACCGGAGCCUCUGCCCAGGUCUGCAUACGCUCGUGGUGUGCGCACGGCGGGCAACACCCCCUUAUCCAGCCCGGGUUUGUUUUCCAUGAGACAUUCCCGCCACUUCGGAACGCCAUCGGGAUCUGACGACGAUGUUUCUACGGGAAGCUCCUUACUCCACCCCUCACACCUACAGCCUCCGAAAGAAACACACACCGCUGCUGUGGACCGUGACAUCAUCACAGGCAACAAAACCAUCAAUCAGUACGAAAUACUGGAGGAGCUUGGACGAGGCGAACACGGGAAGGUGAAACUGGGCCAGCAUGUUGCGACCGGGCAACAGGUCGCUAUCAAAAUCGUCCAACGAUACUCCAACAGGCGUCGCUUAGGCAAGCUGGGCAACCCAGAAGACAAGGUGAAGAAGGAAGUCGCCAUUCUAAAGAAGGCGCGGCAUCCAAACGUUGUCAGUUUGCUGGAAGUUAUCGACGACCCAAACCGCCAGAAAGUGUACAUCGUGCUGGAAUAUGUGGAAAAUGGCGAGAUUGUCUGGCGCAAAAAAGGUCUCCGAGAAAUCGUGCAUGUCGACAAAUUGCGUCUCGACCGAGAGAAGAACGGAAUACCAGAUACCCCCGCGUUCUUGGAAGAAAGCCACCAGUUCAUUCGAACUGCUCAGCAUCUUCGACGCCAACGGGAGAGAGCACGCGAGAGAGUUGAAGCACAGGCUGCUGACGCCCAGCAGGGACCAAUCCCUGCCUGGAGUUUGGAGCACGGUGCCGAGUCUUCAGACGAGGAAGACGAGGAUACUGGUCUCCCUAUCAGGAGAUCAUCUAGCCGCUCUGUUGCGGUGACUGAUGAAUCCAGCCCCUCGUCCGCUCAAGAUGCAUCUCUCAAUGCUGUUGAAGGCAGCAUGUAUGGCGCCUACUCAGAUUAUCCAUUCGAGCGACGUUUCAGCACUACGUCCAGCAGCUUCGGCUAUGCACCUUCCGAACCCGAGUGGUCUGCAGAGGGCGAUGACAUGGCAUACGUCCCUUGUUUGACCAUCAGUGAAACUCGCAGCGCCUUCCGUGACUCGGUCCUUGGCUUGGAAUAUCUUCAUUACCAGGGUAUUAUCCACCGCGAUAUCAAGCCGGCCAACCUUCUUGUCACUAGCAACCACCGGGUGAAGAUCUCUGACUUCGGUGUAUCUUACUUGGGACGUCCAAUGCGUGACGAGGAAGAAGAACAAGUGGGCGAGACCGACGCAACCGAAUUGGAUGACGCCCGUGAACUGUCAAAGACGGUCGGCACGCCUGCUUUCUAUGCCCCUGAACUGUGUUACACUGGUGAUGACUUCGUGGAAACCAUCGGGUCGAUUCCCAAGAUCACCGGCGCGAUCGACGUCUGGUCGCUCGGUGUGACAUUGUACGGAAUGGUUUUCGGUCGUCUGCCAUUUGUUUCAGAUGAUGAGUACAGCAUGUUCCAGACGAUCGUGAAGAAGGAAGUCUUCAUUCCAAGGAAGCGCCUCGUGCCCGUCGUUGACGAUGUCUGUGAUUCCAGUCAAUGGAACCUCAGAAGUAGCGAUGAGCUUGUUUACGAGGAUAUCGACAACGAGCUAUAUGACCUGCUUAGGCGCCUUUUGACCAAGGAUCCCGUCAAACGAAUCACCUUGAAGGAGAUCAAGCACCACCCUUGGACUCUUCAUGGUCUUCCCAACCCUCGCAUCUGGAUUGAAGAGACUGACCCCGGUUACCAAAGCAAGGGCAAGCGCAUUGAGGUGUCCAACGAAGAAGUCACCACUGCUGUCAGCAAAGUGCCGUUCAUCCAACGCGUUCGGUCCAAUGUCGCCAAGUGGUUCGGCGGCAAAUCUAAAGAAAAAGAAUCUCGCAAACGCAACUCGAGCGCAACGCCGUCGACUGAAACCCUUUCGUCUACCGCAACCAACAGCACCUUUGGGAAGAACUCCAACCCCCGAGACAGUCGCCGUUCCAGCCUGCGAGGGGAUGAGGAUUUCUUCCGCCCGCUCAAAACUGGUGCCCAGGGACAUCCACUUGCUCAGAGCGUCACCGCCAGCCCGGUUGACGAAGGUGACUGGAAUUCUUACUUUGAUGGUGUGCCACUUGCCGCCGCACCCAAACCUUCUAUUGCAGCCAAGUUCGCUCCCGUUCCACCUCCCGUUGCCAUACCCCGACCUGGCCCACCUCGACGAGCAAAGUCAUCAAUGUCCACUACCGAAUCUACGAAGACGAUCAAGCCUACAAACUUCGAUGUUCCAAUGACUGUCCGGCCCCGGUCGGGCGUGCAUUCCUCUAUCAUUGAAGCUUUAGGACAAACCAACUUCGGAAGUCUCUUCAGUGGAUCCGCACGCCGGUCUUCACGAGGCAGCCGCAGUCGACGUACGUCGCCGUCUGGCGAGACAGGAUCCUUACGGAAAGAAGAAGAGCGACCUGCAGAGACUAGCACGGCCGAACCAAGUAUCGCCGUCAGCAAUGCAUCUGCGCAAGGACAAGUGAGGAUCCCCGGUCUGUGGCACGACGAUGAUCACCCCUCUACCGAAAAGUUGGCUCCGGUCCACGCCCAUCGACGCAAUCGCUCCUCCCAGCUCGAGGGCCAAUCAUCCGCGGACUCUUUCCACCUCACCAGAGAUGCACUUCUCCGCCGCAGACGGAGCGACAUCGAGCCGAAUGAGGGAAGUCCUCUCCGGGUCGACUACGCGAUGUACUCGACUGAAUCCCUUCUCCUACCACCAAUCAACCCGCCCACCAACCAAUGUCCCGAAAACACCAAAGAUGGGCUGACCUCCACCCCACCCACCAUCUCCUCCUCCUCUGCCGACGACUUCACCAGUGGCAUGUCGCAAAGCGCUUCGCAUCCUAGCAUCCCUUCCGUUGUUUCAAACGCUUCCUCUCUCUCCGGAGACGGUCACUCUUGUAAAGAUAAAGAUAUGGAAGAAGUCCCCUCCAUCCUGCGCACAGGCGAAACAGUCAAACCCGGCGGUCGAAACGCGUCUCCCAGACCUUCUGAAGAAGACGAGUCCCGCUACUAUUGUGACGACGAAGAAGAAGACGAAUCUUCGGAAGAAGAAGUCCUCAUGAUCGGGAAACGCAAGCCCGCCAAGACGGAACCGCCUUCGAACUGA